AUGUUGCGCCCUGCUGGUUAUUUUCGGCGCCUCCUUUGCCCCUUUGACAGCCGCGGGUGCCGGCGUCCUCAUUGCCAGUACAGGCACGAGUCCAGGCGCCGUGAAGAGCCGUCCCUUGCCCAGUCGCCGCCGCCGCCGCCGCCCUUGAGCGGCUCCCCUUCGCUGGGGCUGGGUAAAAAUAUCCAAGAACUAGAAAGGAUCGACAAAGCAAUUCAGUCAGUCAAGACUGAGGUUGAAGAAGAAAAAAAACUCUUGUGCUAUAACAUUGAACAAGAUGGCUUUAAAAAUUCUUCGGCUCCUGCAAUAAAUGACCUUAAAGGAAAUAUAUCAUUCUCAGUUAAAGGUCAUUCAUGUAGUAUUCCUACAAAAGACAAGGUUCGUGCCAUUUCAACCUCAAAGGAGUCUUGCAAAUUAAGUAAAUAUAUUCUUGACCAUAGCUGUCCAACUACUGAUCUUGAGUAUGAUCCAUUACUUAAUUAUUCUGCUAGUCUGCUUAAGUCUUCUUUGAAGGAAGAAGAUAAAAAAGACAAGCAUCCUGAUAAAAAGCUUGAUGAUGAAAGUGUAUCUACGUACAUCAAAGAAAAUGAGGUAAUUGUAUUAGACUCUUCGGGAGAAGAUGAUUCUGAAGAAGAUACAGAACUUUCUGAUGAUACAAUGGAAGAAUGUCGAAAAUUUUUUAAUGAGUUUGUUGAACGUGAAGCAAAGAAGGAAGAAAGGGCAAAGCAGGUUAAUACCUCCAAAGAAAUCAUUGUACCUUUUAAGGCACCCCUUCCACAACAGCCUUACCAUUCCAGAAUCCUGCAAGCACAACAACAGGCAGUGAAAAUAAAAGCUGCUGUUAAAAGUGGUCAAGCGUUUGUUGCUGCAACUUGUGCCUCAAAGAAAAGGGUGUCAGUACCAGCAACUCCAGUUCAAAACAUGGGGCCCGCAGAACUGAGAUCCAAAGUACCACAUGACAUAAGACAACGAUAUAUCAAUUUUUUUGUGGAAGAAUUCUUAAAAGUUUGUACAACAGUAACUGAAGCUUUUGAUAAGGCAUUAGCAGAAGAAAAGGCAAUAUAUGACCGUUGUGGUAGUAAAAAUAUGUACUUGAACAUAGCUGUGAACACACUUAAAAAACUGAGGGAUCAUGGCGGUGCGUCAUCAGAUGAUUUUACAGGAAUUUCACUCUAUAGACUUCUAAAAGAUUAUGUUCUCACUGAGGAACAGCUAAAGGAAAAUAGCUAUCCAGCACCAAAUCCUGAGAAACCUGGUAGAGCUGUGUUAGGCUGUGGCAUUGUUAAACCCGCUGUAUAUGACCCUUCCAGAAGAGUUUGUUGUAGAUGUGGAAAAACAUAUAGCAUAAGUUCAUCAGGAAAGCAUGUUCGGAAAGAGGAAUGCAACUACCAUUCUGGUAGAAUAUUGAGACAUAAAGUUCCUGGUGGUUUGGAAACAUGUUAUAGCUGUUGUGAAGGAGCAGUUGGGUCUCCAGGAUGCCAGGUUGCAAAGCUACAUGUUCAUGAUGGAAGAAAGGAAAACAUAGAUGGAUUUGUGAAGACUUUCAUCAAGCCACCUCCGCUUGAUGGAAAUCAUGGUGUAUUUGCACUUGACUGUGAAAUGUGUUACACAACACGUGGUCUGGAACUCUCCAGGGUGACAGUAGUUGAUCCUUCUCUUCAAGUUGUCUAUGACACAUUUGUGAAGCCAGAUAAUGAAAUCAUAGAUUAUAACUGUAGAUUUUCUGGAGUAACAGCAGAGGACAUGGAGAAUACUGCAACGUCAGUUAGGGAUGUGCAGGCAAUAUUGCUGAACUUAUUCAGUGCAGAUACUAUUUUAAUUGGCCAUGGGUUAGAGAGUGAUUUAUUUGCUCUUAAGCUAUUUCAUAAUAUUGUUGUGGAUACAUCAGUAGUUUUUCCUCAUCACCUAGGUUUGCCUCAUAAACGAGCACUUAGAAAUCUAAUCGCUGAUUAUCUCAGAAGAAUUAUUCAGGAUAAUGUGGGUGGUCAUGAUUCUAGUGAAGAUGCAACUGCUUGUAUGGAAUUAAUGCUUUGGAAAGUGAGAGAGGACAGUAAAAGUAGAAGAUAAUGAUUUAUCCCAACAGCAGCUAGAA
Molecule: messenger RNA, 2089 nt
Organism: Eublepharis macularius
Lineage: Eukaryota; Metazoa; Chordata; Lepidosauria; Squamata; Eublepharidae
Product: RNA exonuclease 1 homolog
Exons: 14
Coding region: 1-2064 (687 amino acids)
Cellular component (GO): nucleus
Molecular function (GO): nucleic acid binding; exonuclease activity; metal ion binding
Source: RefSeq, a predicted model, not a curated record